AUGGAUAACCAUGGCGCUCCAUUGAGUAAUUCUUUCACCGAUCAGCGUUCCGUCUCGGGUACUAUUCGUAGAAUACGCCUUGAGAAUUUCAUGUGCCAUAGUAAUCUCGAGAUUGAGUUCGGCGAGUGGGUCAAUUUCAUCACCGGCCAAAACGGAAGUGGUAAGAGUGCGAUAUUGACUGCUCUCUGUGUUGCAUUUGGAUGUCGAGCCAAGGGGACUAAACGCGCUUCCACGCUCAAAGAUUUCAUAAAAACUGGAUGCAGCGAUGCCCUUGUUCAUGUCGAAAUGAAUAACAAUGGAGAGGAUGCUUUUAAGCCUGAGAUAUAUGGUGAUGCUCUGAUUAUUGAACGCAGGAUAUCUGAUUCUACUAGCUCUACGGUUCUCAAGAAUCACCAAGGAAAGAAAAUAUCAAACCGAAAAGAUGAGCUACGGGAACUAGUUGAACAUUAUAAUAUUGAUGUUGAGAACCCAUGUGUGAUAAUGAGCCAAGACAAUAGCAGGGAGUUUUUACAUUCUGGAAAUGACAAAGAUAAAUUCAAGUUCUUUUACAAGGCAACACUUCUUCAACAAGUCAGUGGUUUACUUGAAAGUGUUGAUACAAGCUUGAAAGCUGCAAAUGCUCUUGUGGAUGACUUGGAGGAAACAAUAAAACCAAUGGAAAAGGAGAUCUCUGAGUUACUUGGAAAGAUAAAGAAUAUGGAGCAGUUUGAAGAAAUACAUCAACAGCUGCAGCAUUUUAAAAAGAAACUAGCUUGGUCGUGGGUAUAUGAUGUGGAUAGGCAGCUCAAGGAACAGACUGAGAAGAUUGUGAAACUCAGAGAACGAGUGCCUACUUGUCAAGAUAAAAUUGAUCAAAAACUGGGUGAGGUGGAAUCUUUAAGCGAAAACUUGACCAAGAAGAAAGCUGAAGUUGCAUGCCUGAUGGAUGAAUCAACUGCGAUGAAGAGAGAGAUAGAGUGUGUGCGGCAAUCAGCCAAGAUGGCUGCAAGAGAGAAGAUUGCUCUUGAAGAAGAAUACCGUCACAAGUUGAAUAGCGUUCAGAAGAUUAAAGAUCAUGUCACGAGGCUUCAACGGCAGAUUAAAGAUAUUGAUGAAAUGGCUAUAAGAAGCACACAGGCUGAACAAUCUGAAAUCGAAGAAAAAAUGAAUCAGCUAAAGCUAGAGGUUGAGAAGGGUGAAUCAUUGCUUUCCAGUUUGAAAGAGGAAGAGAACAUAAUAAAAGAGAAAGCAUCAGUCGGAGAGAAGGAGAUGGAACACAUAGAGAAUAUGAUUAGAGACCGUGAAAAGAAGCAAAGAAACAUAAACACGCACAUCAAUGAUCUGAAGAAACAUCAAACAAAUAAGGUUACUGCGUUUGGAGGGGACAGAGUCAUUACUCUUUUGCGGGCGAUUGAAAGAAAUCAGCACAGAUUUAAAAUGCCACCUAUUGGUCCAAUUGGUGCUCAUGUGACAUUGGUCAAUGGCAAUAAAUGGGGGUCUACAGUUGAACAAGCUCUUGGCAACCUCCUGGAUGCCUUUAUUGUGACUGAUCAUAAAGAUUUAGUCACUUUGCGAGGCUGUGGAAAGGAAGCAAAUUAUAACGAUCUGAAGAUUAUCAUCUAUGACUUUUCAAGACCAAGGUUAAUUAUACCAAGGCACAUGCUUCCUCAAACGGAACACCCAACUAUUCUCUCUGUCUUGCACUCUGAGAAUCCCACUGUUCUUAACGUCUUGGUGGAUUUGAGUGGUGUGGAAAGGCAAGUGCUUGCAGAGAGUUAUGAGAUUGGCAAGACAGUUGCCUUUGAGAGAAGGCUCGAGAAUCUGAAGGAGGUCUACACUAUGGAUGGAUACAGAAUGUUUUCUCGUGGGCGUGUUCAGACAACCCUUCCACCCCGUCCUCCUCGAAGACAUACUCGACUGUGUGCUUCUUUCGAUGACCAAAUCAAGGAUCUUGAAACAGAGGCCUCAAAAGAACAAAGUGAGAUACAUGAAUGA
Messenger RNA from Microthlaspi erraticum, 1974 nucleotides. The record is from the annotation of a GenBank genome assembly. NCBI's taxonomy places the organism in Eukaryota, Viridiplantae, Streptophyta, Magnoliopsida, Brassicales, Brassicaceae.